Molecule: messenger RNA, 2073 nt
Organism: Umbelopsis ramanniana AG
Lineage: Eukaryota; Fungi; Mucoromycota; Umbelopsidomycetes; Umbelopsidales; Umbelopsidaceae
Exons: 8
Coding region: 173-1903 (576 amino acids)
Biological process (GO): vesicle-mediated transport
Cellular component (GO): endocytic vesicle; cytosol
Molecular function (GO): guanyl-nucleotide exchange factor activity; small GTPase binding
Source: RefSeq, a predicted model, not a curated record
GUUCGUCUCUGCAAAAUGCACUUUGACUUCGUGGAUAUACGUUGCCUGAGGGCAGGCAAAAAUCAUUAAGGCAAAGUGAACAUGUGACUAGCCACCGCUGAGAUGGCCAGCUAGCUGGACGACAAAAACUGGCUCAAUCCUUGCUGGAGCCCAUCGAUGCAACCAGUCUCCCAUGUUUCGCUUCGAUUCAUUUCGGUCACAAUCGCAAGCAACACCAACAACUAAUGCAACACGAGAAGACUCUCAAGAAGCCCCGGAAGAUUCAAAGAUAAAGUUCCUCCAGCGAAUAUCCAGCAGUGACAGUAUCGAUAAAAAAUCUUUAACUAAGCGUCCGAGCUUUUCAAGUAUGUCGAGCUUUUCAGGACGCAGCGGAAGUUCGUCGUCCACCAUUCCAGUCCCUUCCAACUCAUGGGGAAUGCUCAUGCUAUCCACACUCCGAAACGAUGAUAUGUUGGAGGACGUGUGCAGCUUACUGACCAAGGACCAAAAGGCUACCCUGCUCCUACCUGUAUCACAACCUUCCCAUCCUUCAGCUAUCAUUGACCGGGAAUUUAUUGAAGAUCAUGUCAUGUUAUACCAAAGCCCCGUCGACAUGACGCAAAUUGUAUCCUUAAGCGGUAUUCGUGGCACCUUUCAAAAGGACCGGUUUGUCGCAUUGGGUUUGGUAGAGAGACCAAGCGUUCAUGGUAUCGCCGCUUCAAAUGCAGACACAUCGACUAAAACACGCUUCGAUAGCUUUAAUCUGGAUCCCAUGUCAAUCACAUCGGAUCAUCCAUCCAUAAAUAUCCUCGCAAGCCACGUCGAUGUCAGUAUUGCCAACGACCAAACAAUCACUGUCGAUAAUGCGUCUGAAGUUGUUGCGCCACCUCCAUCGCAAGACACUGCCGUUGAUACCAAGGCCACACCGGAAAGUGCAGAUAUGGCAAGGAAUGCUUCAGAAACAUCUAGCGAGAUUAAUCUUCAGUUUCCUCCAACACAAUCAAAACGACCGCGCAGAGACGAUGAUCAGUACAUUCGCUCUGCUGGUGCCGACGUCUUAUUGCCCUUACUCAUAUACACUGUCGUCAAAUCCAAUCCACAAAAGUUCGUUUCUAACCUGAAAUUCAUCCAACGUUAUCGGAUGUCUUCAAAAUUGAUAGGAGAGGCAAGUUACUGCCUCACCAAUAUGCUGGCGGUUGUAGCGUUUUUGGAAACCACUAAUUUGGUUGGCCUCGGCCUUUCUGCUGAUAGAAUCAUGAGUGAUCUCAGCGAUCUGAAAGCCGGUUCUGGUUCAAACGGCCCGAACUCCAAACAGCGUUUUAGAAGCCCUCAAGUCGACCAGUUGGCAGGUGGUGGAAGAAAACUUGUAUCAGAUGUAGUGGAUGGAGUUUUUGAUGGAAUCGGUCGGUUUUGGAGAACACCAGAGAGUACCAGCAGCGCAAGUCCACCGGUAUUGCCACCUCCUACGAAUACAAACAAAACGGUGGGAGGACUGCUUAGUAUGCCUGGCAUGGCAGCCAUGGAGGAGGUGAAAAACCAAGUGGUCGGUCGAGUACGAGGUUCGAGCGAUGCUUCAUCCAUCAAGAGCCAAGAGGCACGGAAACAGAACGAACUGAAAGAGAUGUCGAGAACCCAUACCAAUGAAUCGGUAGACACUCAAGACUCCCGCCCAUUAUGGCAAAGGUCCAACUCGCAGUCUCGCACUGAUAUGUUUCAAUCGAUGCUACAGGCGCCUUCCCAAUUCAUGGCCUCCGUCGUACCUAGACCUUCAUCGGCCGCAUCAAGUACAACACCACUGGGCGAGGGACCACUGCCGAAGUUUCUUGAAAUGAAAUCCGUUGAGGAAAUGAAGAUUGGCGAAGUAGCUGAACUACUUGCCGACUACAAGCGACUAGCUGCGAUCAUCAAACAAUCUCAACUUUAAACCAAACCAUAUUGUCAGUGUCGACAGUGACAUGAUUUAGAUUCCAUAGGCACUCACGUGAUUCAUUAAUGAGUCACGUGUACUUUUUCUUCGCGUCCAAAGCCGUUUUUUAUGGCCGUUUCACACUCCUUACCGCGUCAAAUAAAGACUACCAGACAGUAACAUGUUUA